Molecule: messenger RNA, 2025 nt
Organism: Chaetomium fimeti
Lineage: Eukaryota; Fungi; Ascomycota; Sordariomycetes; Sordariales; Chaetomiaceae
Exons: 3
Coding region: 1-2025 (674 amino acids)
Biological process (GO): protein polyubiquitination
Molecular function (GO): protein binding
Source: RefSeq, a predicted model, not a curated record
AUGGACGCUCUCCCUGGGGAAGUCCUCCUCAUAAUCUUGUCGUUCCUCGACCCCCCAGAAAUCACCAACCUCCAGCUCGUCUCCCGUGGCUUCUGCAGCCUCGCGCGCGACAAUGGUUUCUGGCGCGCCCGUUGCCUGGAAGAAUCGUCCUUCCUCGAGACCCUCGACCGCCGCCGCCGUUAUCGCGGACUCCCCGACACAAACACCUCACAACAACCCACACCAACACCCCGCAGCAAUAGCAAUGGCGCCAGCGUCGAGAGCAGCCACAGCCACAGCCUCGGCCUCGGCACGACACCAAACGGGAACGAGGACGACACCAACGGCAGCAGCAGCAGCAGCGGCAGCAGCAACGGGCAGCGAGCGCCGCAGCAGCAGUACACCAACACAACCACAGCAGCGUCGGUGCUGAGCCGGGGCGAGAUGCGCGGGCGCGAGCGCGAGCGCGUGCGCAUCCUGGCCAACUGGGACCCCUGCUUCCCCUCGGAGCGCGUGUCGUGGUACGACGAGUACAUCCAGCGGCAGGGGCCCGUCGCCGUCAGCUGGAUGCAGUGCGCCUACGACGACCACGACGACCACGACGACGGCAACCACGACGGCGGCGGUGGCAAGAAGCGCACCGUGUCCGCCGCCGACCACGUCGAGGCCCGCGGUGUUGCGCUGUAUUACCCCGACGGGGAGGAGGCCGAGACGGUGCUGGCGGUGUCGCCGUUGGAUGAUGGGAGCGUCGGCGUGUGGGAUGUUGCUGGGACGAGGGGGAGGAGGGGUGCGAUCGUGGCGCGGAGUAGGCCGGGGAUAUUGUUUAUUGACGGGCCGGGGGCGGAUAAUAGUAGGAGGUCGAAGAGGAUCGAUUCGGGGGUGACGGAGUGCGUCAGCGUGGAUAGUCGGCAGCACCGGGCUUUCUUUGCUGUGCAGAGCCCACUAUCUGCUGCGGGGCCGACUGUUCCGCUCACCGUCGGGACCAGCCUUGGGAUACAUCUACACGACUACCGGGCGCGCAAGCCACCGCGAAACGAACAUAACGAGACGGUUGACGGCUUCGAUAGGAUGGGCGCCAAGGAGUUUUACGAGCGCAGCCUGCGACACAUUUUCAGUGACGAGCCGUUACCACCUUACGCACCGCUAUCACAGCCGGGGCCGCUGAGCAUCCUCCAUCUCCAGCAACCGGGGCAAGAAGCAGAGCUAUCAGACGACAUCUACGUGGCGGGCCGGUUCUCCAACAUCCUGCACUACGACCGGCGCAAGUUCCCGUCCAUCCGGGGCUCGAUCCAUUCGGGCGGGCGGCUCUGCAGCAUGACCUCCCUCCCUUACCCCUUUUCGACCCUCGACAGCGAGCUGCGACGCAUGGGUGAGCUGUCACUGGAGCAGGUGGAAGCUUCCAAGAGCGUCGAGGGCGGUCGGACGUUGAUCGCGUGCGGCGAGUACAACACCAAGGGGUCACUCGAGCUCUACGGCUUGGCACCCGACGCAUCGCGCACGAGCGCGGCGGGGGGCCUGCAGAGCUCAACCUUCCGGAACCGGCAGACGUCCUCGCAGUCCAAGCUGAUGUCGGUCGUGAACCACGGCACGCGCAUCGCCUUCUCGGACGGGUCGGGCUACAUCAGGUGGUUCGAGCGGGACGGCUUCACCGAGGUGCGCCGCUGUAAGAUAGGCCACAGCGAGCGCAGUCACAGCGUCUCCAUUUUCGAGUCGAUGCCCGGGUCGGACGACAUAGCGAGGAAGCUGCUCGCGACGCGGCCAGCCGGCGAGGUUGGCCACGACGACAGCGAGAACGGGAGUGGACGGAGCAAUAACAACGAUCUGCUCUUUUGGACGGGCGAAAAGCUGGGGCUGGUCACCUUCACUGCGCGCCCGGGUUUCAAGUCGGAGGAUUUCGAGGAGCGGGACGAGGAUGCGCCCGACGCCGAGGCGCUGGCCGCCCAGAGCGACUACAGCGAUAUGAUGCGGCGGGCGCUCGAAAGGCAGGCGGACGACGUCAGGUUCGUGAGGAAUCUGGGGCUCGGUAGCGGGAUCCGACCUGGGUAA